This is a messenger RNA of Rhinopithecus roxellana (golden snub-nosed monkey), 741 nucleotides long. RefSeq names its product SH2 domain containing 6 (gene SH2D6). Lineage: Eukaryota; Metazoa; Chordata; Mammalia; Primates; Cercopithecidae. Bases 1 to 708 code for a protein of 235 amino acids. Gene Ontology annotation, biological process: intracellular signal transduction; cell surface receptor protein tyrosine kinase signaling pathway. The transcript has 8 exons. Gene Ontology annotation, cellular component: cytoplasm. The record is from RefSeq and is a predicted model, not a curated record.
AUGGAGCCCUUGUCCCCAGGCCAUUUGUGGCAGAUCCUGGGCUCCAGGGAGGCAAAGCUUCUCUGCCUCUGCCAUGGACAAGCUCAGUGGGAGCAGGCCCCGGCCCAGGAGGAGGAUGAGGAGGAAAAUAAGUAUGAGCUGCCGCCCUGUGAGGCUCUGCCCCUCAGUCUAGCCCCUGCCCACCUUCCUGGCACUGAGGAGGACUCCUUGUACCUGGGUGAGGGCUGGGAGGUGCCAGGCCCUCCAAAGAAACCUGAUGAGGACCUCUACUUGGAAUGUGAGCCCGAUGUAGGAAGGAAAUCGUCUUUUCCCUCUGUAGCCCCAGUUGGGAGCACCUCCACUGCUGAGGACAGUGACCUGCUGGCUCAGCCUUGGUACUCAGGGAAUUGUGACCGCCAUGCUGUUGAGAGUGCCUUGCUUCGCUUGCAAAAGGAUGGGACCUACACCGUGCGCCCCAGCUCAGGACCUCAUGGCUCCCAGCCCUUCACCCUGGCAGUACUUCUCCGAGGCCGGGUCUUCAACAUUCCCAUCCGGCGGCUGGAUGGUGGACGCCACUAUGCCCUGGGCCGGGAGGGCAGGAACCAUGAGGAGCUCUUCUCCUCCGUGGCCACCAUGGUCCAGCACUACAUGCGGCACCCUCUGCCCCUUGUGGACAGACACAGCGGCAGCCGGGAACUCACCUGCCUGCUCUUCCCCACCAAGCCUUGAGGCCACAGUGAGGUACACACGGCCUUUGGCCCC